Molecule: messenger RNA, 689 nt
Organism: Heterotrigona itama
Lineage: Eukaryota; Metazoa; Arthropoda; Insecta; Hymenoptera; Apidae
Source: the annotation of a GenBank genome assembly
AUGAGGUCUAUCUUAAUCACUGGUUGCAAUCGUGGACUUGGUCUGGGUCUAGUGAAACACCUGGUAAAAUUGUCAGAACCACCGGAGAAUAUCUUCGCAACUUGCCGAGACGCGAAUAAAGCAAAGAUUUGGUCAAUACAAAAGACUACAAUAAAAUAGUACAAAUCGUGGGCGAAAAAGUGGGCAAUGCAGGAUUAAAUGUUUUAUUCAAUAAUGCCGGAGUUAGUCCAAAAUUUACAAGGCUUAAUCUUGUAAAAGAGGAACAGCUUACAGAAACAUUUUUUGUAAACAGUGUAGCACCAAUUUUAUUAACAAAGGCAGUUUUACCAUUAUUAAAAAUAGCAUCUGAUAAUUUUGCAAACAAAUCAGAAAUGAAUGUUAAUAGAUCUGCAGUUAUUAACAUGUCUUCAAUUCUUGGGAGUAUUACUGACAAUGAUCAAGGUGGAUAUUAUCCUUAUAGAUGUAGCAAGGCAGCACUUAAUGCAGCUACAAAGUCAAUGAGUAUUGAUUUAAAGGAGAAUGGAAUUCUUGUUACUUGUUUACAUCCUGGUUGGGUUCGUACUGAUAUGGGAGGGAACAAUGCACCCAUAGAUGUUGAUACUAGUGUUACUAACAUUUUGACUACAUUAAAUUUGUUAACUCAAAAACAUACAGGUUGUUUUAUUCAAUAUGAUGGGAAAAUUUUACCU